CAGAGGCGGUGUUUAUUCCACAUCGUAGCUCGUUACUAUCAAAUUAUCUGCACCGCUCUCCUGGUAUGGCAGGGUGAUGAAACCAAUGCGACAAACUAAAGUUAAAAUCAGUGAUUGUCAGUCGACUGAUCGUGUUGUUACAGUAAGCUGUGGAGUAAGCCGGGGUUUAUGAUCGAUCAUCAAAAGUUGUCCUUUAAUUUAACGGCCGGAAACCCUGGAAAAAACACAGAGAUCAUUAGAGGAUGUCCAGAACCGAGGACCGGACUUACAGUUUGUCCCCGCAACAUUUGAGACGGAGACGGAAAGACUAGCUUCCGAGACCGGCGACAUGAUGGUCCGCGGCUCGUGCCGUGCGCAAGUGACCCACGCCGUGGUCGUCAUCUUCCUGGAGUUCUUCGCCUGGGGACUUCUGACCACGCCCAUGCUGACUGUCCUCCGUGAGACGUUUCCUCAGCACACCUUCCUGAUGAACGGUCUGGUGCAGGGGGUCAAGGGUUUUCUGUCGUUUCUGUCGGCUCCUCUGAUUGGUGCUCUGUCAGACAUCUGGGGAAGGAAGUCCUUCCUCCUCAUGACUGUCUUCUUCACCUGCGCCCCCAUCCCCUUCAUGAGGCUCAGCCCCUGGUUGUACUUUGCUCUGAUCUCAGUCUCCGGCGUUUUCUCCGUGACCUUUUCUGUGAUCUUCGCCUACGUCGCUGACAUCACAGAGGAAGACGAGAGAAGCACCGCCUACGGCCUGGUGUCGGCCACCUUCGCAGCCAGCCUGGUGACCAGCCCGGCCAUCGGGACCUUCCUGUCGGCCAAGUACGGGGACAGUCUGGUGGUCCUUGUUGCCACAGUGAUUGCCGUUGUGGACAUUGCUUUUGUGUUCUUCAUCGUCCCGGAGUCGCUCCCAAACAAGAGCCGGCUGUCGUCGUGGGGGCUCCCCAUCUCCUGGAAGCAGGCCGACCCCUUCGCAUCCCUGCGGCGAGUUGGAAAAGACACAACCGUCCUGCUGAUCUGCGUCACCGUCUUCCUGUCCUACCUACCUGAAGCUGGACAGUACUCCAGCUUCUUCCUCUACCUGAAACAGGUGAUCGAGUUUUCUCUUGAGGCUAUAGCCGCCUUCAUCGCCAUGGUGGGAAUCCUCUCCAUCAUUGCACAGACCCUACUCCUCGGCGUUUUGAUGAGGACCAUCGGGAACAAAAACACGGUUCUGUUGGGUCUGGGCUUUCAGCUCCUCCAGCUGGCCUGGUACGGGUUUGGAUCGGAGCCGUGGAUGAUGUGGGCUGCAGGAACGGUGGCAGCCAUGUCCUCCAUCACCUUCCCAGCAGUCUCUGCUCUGGUGUCGCACAGCGCGUCACCUGACCAACAAGGCGUCGCUCAGGGAAUGAUCACGGGUAUCAGAGGUCUCUGUAACGGUUUGGGUCCGGCUCUCUACGGAUUCAUCUUCUUCCUCUUCAACGUGGAGCUCAGCGAGUUGCCGCCGGCUGAAGGACGACCCUCGACCAUGGAGCAGUCGGUCAUCCCCGGACCGCCCUUCCUCUUCGGAGCGUGUGCCGUCCUGUUCGCCCUGCUUGUCGCCGUCUUCAUCCCUACACAGCGACAUCUGGAGGACGGUGGGGAAACACCGAAGUCCACCGGCACCUCCCCCCCACACGCUCAGAACGGCAUCUUCCUGACCACACCCACCAGUGACACGGAGGACAUCGAGCCUCUCCUGCAGGACAGCAUCAUGUGACCACCCCCUGCUAUGACUCCAUGCCCUUCUGGGUCAGACCAGAAACCCGCAAGUCCAGACACGGUCGACAAGUCCAGUAUCCACCCGGACCCCAGAAGAGCCUCCUGCUGCUCAGGAGGACAUCGUUACGACUCUUUCUCAGUGUGCAGCCACGCUUCAGUGCUAUGAAGAAAACAUUUGCAGUGUGAAUCUGCACGUUCAGCAUUUCAUGGACCAAAUUUGUUUUACUUUGGUUCAUGGGUUUUAAGGUGUCUCCACCCGGCAGGAGUGCAGAGAUCAGUGGAUCAAACUGCCUUCCAUACGGUGAAACAGGACUGGCAGAGCUGCUCUUACCAUGGCAACAGCACUUAGGUCCCUGGAUUAGUUUUUCCUACUGCUCUGUCAUCUUUAUCUGUCUGCUUUGUGUCUGCUUUGUGUCUGCUUCAGGUCUGCUUCAUGUCUGCUUCAUGUCUGCUUCGUGUCUGCUUCGUGUCUGCUUCAUAUCUGCUUCAUGUCUGCCUCAUGUCUGCUUCAUAUCUGCUUCGUGUCUGCUUCGUGUCUGCUUUGUGUCUGCUUCAGGUCUGCUUCAUGUCUGCUUCAUGUCUGCUUCGUGUCUGCUUCGUGUCUGCUUCAUAUCUGCUUCAUGUCUGCCUCAUGUCUGCUUCAUAUCUGCUUCGUGUCUGCUUCGUGUCUGCUUCAUGUCUGCUUCAUGUCUGCUUCAUGUCUGCUUCAUGUCUGCUUCAUGUCUGCUUCAUGUCUGCUUCAUGUCUGCUUCGUGUCUGCUUCGUGUCUGCUUCAUAUCUGCUUCAUGUCUGCCUCAUGUCUGCUUCAUAUCUGCUUCGUGUCUGCUUCGUGUCUGCUUCGUGUCUGCUUCAUGUCUGCUUCAUGUCUGCUUCAUGUCUGCUUCGUGUCUGCUUCGUGUCUGCUUCAUGUCUGCCUCAUGUCUGCUUCAUAUCUGCUUCGUGUCUGCUUCGUGUCUGCUUCAUGUCUGCGUCAUAUCUGCUUCGUGUCUGCUUCAUGUCUGCUUCAUGUCUGCCUCAUGUCUGCUUCAUAUCUGCUUCGUGUCUGCUUCGUGUCUGCUUCGUGUCUGCUUCAUGUCUGCGUCAUAUCUGCUUCGUGUCUGCUUCGUGUCUGCUUCGUGUCUGCUUCAUGUCUGCUUCGUGUCUGCUUCAUGUCUGCUUCAUAUUUGCUUCGUAUCUGCUUCGUGUCUGCUUCGUGUCUGCUUCGUGUCUGCUUCGUGUCUGCCUCAUGUCUGCUUCAUGUCUGCCUCAUGUCUGCUUCAUAUCUGCUUCAUGCCUGCUUCAUAUCUGCUUCGUGUCUGCUUCGUGUCUGCUUCGUGUCUGCUUCGUGUCUGCUUCGUGUCGGCUUCAUAUCUGCUUCGUGUCUGCUUCGUGUCGGCUUCAUAUCUGCUUCGUGUCUGCUUCGUGUCUGCUUCAUGUCUGCUUCGUGUCUGCUUCAUGUCUGCUUCAUGUCUGCUUCGUGUCUGCUUCGUGUCUGCUUCGUGUCGGCUUCAUAUCUGCUCUGUGUCUGCUUCGUGUCUGCUUCAUGUCUGCUUCGUGUCUGCUUCAUGUCUGCUUCAUGUCUGCUUCGUGUCUGCUUUGUGUCUGCUUCAUAUCUGCUUCAUGUCUGCUUCGUGUCUGCUUCGUGUCUGCUUCAUAUCUGCUUCGUGUCUGCUUCGUGUCUGCUUCGUGUCUGCUUCGUGUCUGCUUCGUGUCUGCUUCGUGUCUGCUUCAUGUCUGCUUCGUGUCUGCUUUGUCUGCUUCAUGUCUGCUUCGUGUCUGCUUCGUGUCUGCUUCAUAUCUGCUUCAUAUCUGCUUCGUGUUUGCUUUGUGUCUGCUUCGUGUCUGCUUCGUGUCUGCUUCGUGUCUGCUUCAUAUCUGCUUCGUGUCUGCUUCAUGUCUGCUUCGUGUCUGCUUCGUGUUUGCUUCGUGUCUGCUUCGUGUUUGCUUCGUAUCUGCUUCGUGUCUGCUUCGUGUCUGCUUCGUGUCUGCUUCAUAUCUGCUUCGUGUCUGCUUCGUGUCUGCUUCGUGUCUGCUUCAUAUCUGCUUCAUGUCUGCUUCAUGCCUGCUUCGUGUCUGCUUCAUGUCUGCUUCAUGUCUGCUUCAUGUCUGCUUUUUUUUUUACUAACGUGCCGCCACCCACGUCCAGAGGAGCCGCCAUUGUUUCUGAGAAGGUCAAUCUUUUUUUACGUGACCCUUCUCAAAGGUCAGAGGUCACCUCUAAAUAAUAUGUUGUAACCAUAUGAUGACUGUACUGGUGUAGUUGCCUGGCAACAGGAUGUGUUUGGGUGCAGUCAUGGAAAUUAUUUAUACCCUUAGAUUAGAGUUGAUUUUGGUUAAAGUAUUUGUGAGUAUUUGGAGUUUUGGUGAUGGAAAAAGUCUGAAUGACUUCAUUUUAAAAACGCAUCAUCGUCUGCAAACAUUGACCUGUCGAGAAGCUCUUCAAUGACCGUCAGGAAACCUGGCCUUCUGGUGCGUGGGUGGGGCGUUAGCAGAUUCUGAACUGAAGCACCACCAUCUUUAGGUGCUGCUGUGCCCGUGUGGGUUUAAGGACCGUUCUGGUCUUUUGGUUUACCGGCUGGUUUUUAAGCUUUAAACUGAUUAUGUUUGACAAACAAUUUAAAGCUGCUUUACAAGCAAGAAUCUAUUUUUCUGCAAAGACGUUUUUUACAAAAAUAUUUGACAAACUUUCAUUUGAGUGAAGCUUCUGAAGCUGAGAUUCACAGGAAGUCCCCUCCUCCUGCUCCUCCUCCAUGCAGAACAGUUGCAGCACUUUAAUUUGUGUUUCUGGUGCCUCUGAAUCCUCUUCAUGUUCAUCUGUUUUUGACACAUGGAGGAUUUCAACAUUAAGAUGUAUUUUUAAUAACCUGAGUUUAAUGAUCAAUAAUAAAGAUUUAAACGUU
Messenger RNA from Oryzias latipes (Japanese medaka), 4598 nucleotides. RefSeq names its product solute carrier family 71 member 2b (gene slc71a2b). The record is from RefSeq and is a predicted model, not a curated record. Lineage: Eukaryota; Metazoa; Chordata; Actinopteri; Beloniformes; Adrianichthyidae. Gene Ontology annotation, molecular function: transmembrane transporter activity. Gene Ontology annotation, cellular component: membrane. Gene Ontology annotation, biological process: transmembrane transport.